This is a messenger RNA of Cavia porcellus (domestic guinea pig), 4561 nucleotides long. Its product is annotated as glycine receptor subunit alpha-4. Gene Ontology annotation, molecular function: transmembrane signaling receptor activity; chloride channel activity; glycine binding. The transcript has 9 exons. NCBI's taxonomy places the organism in Eukaryota, Metazoa, Chordata, Mammalia, Rodentia, Caviidae. Gene Ontology annotation, biological process: signal transduction; chemical synaptic transmission; response to amino acid. Bases 446 to 1696 code for a protein of 416 amino acids. Gene Ontology annotation, cellular component: neuron projection; plasma membrane; synapse. The record is from RefSeq and is a predicted model, not a curated record.
CACUCUAGCCGCUGGCGACUGUGCCUUUAAAUUGCUGCUUUUGGAGGGCGCAUCUAGGGGGAGGUGGGAGGGAAGGAAACAUCUUAUUACUGGCCUCCCUCCUCCCUCCCUCCAAGACUCUCCAGGGUUUGGAGAGUGAUUGCUGCCCAAAGAGAAUCUUUUCUAGCUCCCUGGCGACAGGCCUUUUGUAGCCCAAGGCGAGCCUGAGCUGGAGCCGCUAGGGUUAUCUGUGUCAGGAUCAUUUCCAGGGGAAUAGUUCUGGCCCCUGACUGGUAAAGACAGGGCAGAGGAGAAGAGACAGAAGAGAGAGGGCACAACUUCAGCCCCUUUGCUCACUGUGAGCAGCCCGUGUUGGAGGAAGGCACUGUACUUUUGGCGUUCCCGCAGGGAUCCCCCCUCUCACCUUGGCAGUCAGACUGAGAAAGGGCUCCAAGGUCCCCGUGGAAUGACAACUCUUGUUCCUGCAACCCUCUCCUUCUUUCUCCUCUGGACUCUGCCAGGGCAGAUCCUCCUCAGGGUGGCUUUGGCAAAGGAGGAUGUCAGAUCUGGGACCAAGGAUUCGCAGCCCAUGUCACCCUCUGAUUUCCUAGACAAGCUUAUGGGGCGAACAUCUGGAUAUGAUGCCAGGAUUCGGCCCAAUUUUAAAGGCCCACCAGUGAAUGUGACCUGCAACAUCUUCAUCAACAGUUUUGGCUCCGUCACUGAGACUACCAUGGACUACCGAGUAAAUGUCUUCUUGAGGCAGCAGUGGAACGACCCACGCCUGGCCUACCAAGAAUAUCCUGAUGACUCACUAGACCUUGAUCCCUCCAUGCUGGACUCUAUCUGGAAGCCAGACCUGUUCUUUGCUAAUGAGAAAGGGGCCAAUUUCCAUGAGGUGACCACAGACAACAAGUUGCUGCGCAUCUUCAAGAAUGGCAAUGUGCUCUACAGCAUCAGAUUGACUCUUAUUUUGUCCUGCCCGAUGGACCUCAAGAACUUCCCCAUGGACAUCCAGACCUGCACAAUGCAACUGGAAAGCUUUGGCUAUACCAUGAAUGACCUCGUCUUUGAGUGGCUGGAAGAUGCUCCAGCUGUCCAAGUAGCUGAGGGGCUGACUCUGCCCCAGUUUAUUUUGCGGGAUGAAAAGGAUCUAGGCUAUUGUACCAAGAACUACAACACAGGGAAAUUCACAUGCAUCGAGGUAAAGUUUCAUCUGGAACGGCAGAUGGGCUACUAUCUGAUUCAGAUGUACAUCCCUAGCCUACUCAUCGUUAUCCUGUCCUGGGUCUCCUUCUGGAUCAACAUGGAUGCUGCCCCUGCCCGUGUAGGCCUUGGCAUCACCACCGUGCUCACCAUGACAACCCAGAGCUCUGGCUCCCGGGCCUCUUUACCAAAGGUGUCCUAUGUGAAGGCAAUCGACAUCUGGAUGGCUGUGUGUCUGCUCUUCGUGUUCGCUGCUCUGCUGGAGUAUGCUGCUGUCAAUUUUGUCUCACGUCAGCAUAAGGAAUUCAUGCGACUUCGAAGAAGGCAGAGGCGCCAACGCAUAAUCUUGUCCAGAUGGACCAACUGCACAAAUCUGCCCUGUUGGAAGUCUCAAGAACAAUGCCCUGGAGACAGCUACAUAACUGAGCAAUACAGCCUGCCCAACUGGGACUCAGAUAAGGGCAUCAGCUGGUGCUGGGAAGCAAAGAAGCCAAAGUACCAACCAACAUAAUAGCCAAAGGAAUUCACAAAGCUACUCAGAGGCAAUGCCAGGUGGAAUCUACUAUCCCUUCCAUUAAAGCCCCUGGGUAGGGAAGGGAGAUGCAUGGUGUCAGAAUCAGGUAUAAAUGGCUUUCAUUUUCCUUAUUCUUGCCACAUACAUAAAGGAGCAUGGGGAGUGCUAGGUCUCACUGAGGCAUCUGACAUAAAGCAAAACAUUCAAUCACAGAAUUCUUAAACUUAGACCCUUCUUACCACAAUGAAUUGGCAACGGGCGAUAUAAGAGAACCUUACUGUUUGGAGGUAACUUCCAUUUAUCAUCAUUCUUACGGUUCUCAGCUCUGCAGACACCCACAUUAUUUCCUGCCUGUAUCUUACAAGAAAUGAUUUUAAGAUUUAAAACAGCAUUUUAAAAGGGAGAAAUAUCCCUACAUAAAGUGUUAUAAGUGUUUUCAUUAAUUUGUUAUUAAAAUUUAAUGUGAGUUACAUUUUUUAGACAUUUUUUUUUCAAGAGAAAGGGCUUCAUUUCCUUGGUUGUUGUUAAGGCGAUUAGCACCUCCGUCUUCCUUCAGCUUGCCCUGCUCUUUGAAAAACUGCUGUUCUGUCUUCCUGUUUCCCCUUAAUACACUAGCAGAGCCUCUUAUUCUCCCCAGAAUUUACAGGCAAAGCAAAAAGAGAUUUCUCUGUGGAAGAAGAGUAGUAAAUAAAAUUUAUUUCUCUAACUUUCCCCCAUAAGCACUUUCCUUACCUAUCACCAAAGAACAGGCCCUCUUCUAUUUAAAAUGUUAAGUUGAUUUAAAGUUAUUUUUUUCUUUUCAUUGAGUGAUGGUAAUAUCUAAACUUCUUCCAGAAUCUGGGAAUAUUUAUAUGUGCCCUCACUUGUGCUCACUUUGGCACUUGCCUCCCUCCUCUCUCAAUUUAUUAUCAGUAUAUUUGGAUUAACAAUUUCUUUAGACUGCUCUGUUAAUGUGAACAAAUCAAUCAAGCAUGGGAACCAUUCAGCAAUUAUGAAGUUAGGUAGUAUUAUCAUUGGAUCAAUGGAAGAAAUGUGGAAUAGCCUCUUUGGGGGAAGGUACUGCAAUUUUUAUAACUUGGCUUCUGGUAUCUAGCAAUGCUCAAUAUAUGUGUGUAGAAUAAAAGCAUGGCCUCCCAAUUGCAUUAUCUGCAUUGCAUUACCACUUUUCUGCUCAUUUCUUUUUCUUUUCUUUUUGAGACAGGGUCUCAUUAUACAGUCCAGGCUGGCCUUGAGCUCACUUUGUAGCCCAGGCUGGUCUCCAACUAGCAACAAUCCUCCUCCCUCAGCCUCCCAAGUGCUGGGAUUACAGAUGUGAGCCACCAUGCCUGGAUUUCUGUUCAUUUCUUUAUAUUAGUGUUUUGAUUGCAGAAAAACAGACCUAGAAGGCAGCUUAUAAAAUCACACAGAAUUUACACACACACACACACAUACAGAGCGAGUGCAUGUCUUUGAGUGGGACAGAAACAAAGUGAAGAAGAUAAGAAAACUUUGUUAUUGCAUCACUGAAUUAAGAAUCAUACUAUUCUGACUGAACAUUCAAAAUAAUCCACAUAUGAAGACUAGUGUCAGGCUUAUUUCAAAAAUCAAUCACCAGAUGAAAACUGGUUGUGAUAAGUGCAUACAGUAUUGGAGAUUUUAGGAUUUUAGCAGUACAACUAUCUGCCACUCACUCCUACUCCACACACUGUUCCUGGUAGAAAGACAGCCCUCUCUGAAGGGACAGCAAGCAAGCUGUUCUUCCUAGCCUGACUCUUUGUUAUAAUACACUUCACAACAAGAAUAAUGUUUAUAUUCUAUAAAUAUAGGCUGAUGGCAUCAGAAGUGUUUGCUAGCAAACUUAGGCAAGAGGAAGAAAGGUAUCUGAGCCACUGCACUCUCACGUUCUCUCCAUGAAAGUAUGACAAAGUCUGCUGUCAAGAAGCCAUAUGAAGAAGUCAUAUAAGAACUCAACAAUUGCUACCCCUCUUGGGUAGCUCUGUUUUUUGCAACCUCUGCUUUUAUCAUGAAACUUCCUACAAAUCCCAUGCUGUAUUAUACUUUAUGGUGUAUUACAACAGAAGUAUGUGCUUCAAGUGGCACAAGUGCCUGCCUGGCAAGCACAAGGUCCUGAGCUUGAUUCUCAAUCAAAAAAAAAAAAAAAAAAAAAAAUGGAAAAACAGAAGUACAUGCUUUCAGUAUCAGUUACCUAGUAUAAAGGCAAAUUCUUACUAGCACCUAAAUUCAGAAAGUAUGUUGCCUUCUAGAGCUGGAUCUAGGAAAACAGAUAACAUGCAGGCUUUGGUACCAGACAGAGCCUGCAUUUAAAUUAUAAUUCUAGCACUAGAUAUAGGUUCUUGGAAAAAUUACUUCACCCCAUCAGGAGCCUAAGUUUCCUCAUUUGAAGGCUCAAACAUCCAACUUGCAAUAACUUUGCAGCCUUAAGCAAAUUAUUAAACUCUUUUGUGCUUCAGUUUUCACAUCUAUUAAAUGAAAGUAGUAACAGAACCUACCUCAAAGGGUUGCUGUGUGAAAUAAAUUAGACAAUGCUGGCAAAGUGCCUAACUUAAAACUUCAAACAUAGUAAGUACUCAAUACAAAUUAGCUAUUACAUGAGCAAACUACAUCAUCAUAGUCCCUCUUCUACACCUAUCAAAUUUCUAAUACAUGGUCUUCUUUGGAACUUCAAAUUUGCAAUUUCCAAGUCAACUUUAUUCAAAAGAAAGCUUAGGCUAAAAUAACUUCUCAUAUAUUGUCAUCCUAUCACUGGCACUGAAUUGUUUCUAUCAACAUAUAAUAUGCUUUGAAAACUAUGAAACCUUGGAAAAUUGUAUAAUGUCUCCAUGCUUGUUUUCAUCCAAAAUGAAAAAUAAAAAAUAAAAAGCA